UUUUUCCCGUUUCGGUCCUCGAAUUGUUGGGGGGAACCUUUUUUUUUUUUUUUGAUUUUAUAAAAGAACGAAGCGUUGCGCAGACCGCGGUCGACGAUCGACAAGAGGAUUUUGGAGAUUGUUUCUGGACGAAUACAACAGUUUAGUUAAGUUAGUUAAUAAGGUCGAGGAGCAAUGGAGGACGAGGUUUUUUCGGCCGUACACUCCACAGUCUUCAAAGAUUCCGAGAAUCUCGAGGGCAAAUGCAGUCAGAUUCAAGGCUAUGACUUUAACCAAGGCCUCGAUUACUCUCGCCUCCUCAACUCUAUGAUUUCCACUGGCUUUCAAGCUUCCAAUCUCGGCGAUGCCAUUCAAGUCGUUAAUCAAAUGUUGGAUUGGAGUCUUGCCAAUGAGACUAUAGCGGAGGAUUGGAGCGAGGAGGAGAGAGAUUUAGCGUUCAGAGAAUCUGUUAGGUGCAAAGUGUUUCUGGGUUUUACUUCAAAUUUGAUAUCUUCUGGUGUUAGAGAUACAGUUCGAUAUCUUGUUGAGCAUCAUAUGGUGGAUGUGGUGGUUACUACGGCUGGUGGUAUAGAAGAAGAUCUUAUCAAAUGCCUUGCACCCACUUAUAAAGGUGAUUUUUCUCUUCCUGGAGCUUAUUUGCGCUCCAAAGGUUUGAAUCGCAUAGGUAACUUGUUGGUUCCUAAUGACAAUUAUUGCAAGUUUGAGGAUUGGAUCAUUCCCAUUUUUGACCAGAUGCUGAAGGAACAAAUUGAACAUAAUGUAUUAUGGACGCCAUCUAAACUAAUAGCUCGAUUGGGAAAAGAGAUCAAUGACAAUGGUUCAUACCUCUAUUGGGCGUACAAGAACAAUAUUCCAGUCUUCUGUCCGGGCUUAACUGAUGGCUCACUGGGGGACAUGUUGUACUUCCAUUCCUUCCGCAGCCCAGGUCUGAUAGUUGAUGUAGUGCAAGAUAUUAGGGCCAUGAAUGGUGAAGCUGUCCAUGCAAGUCCAAGGAAAACUGGAAUGAUUAUACUUGGUGGGGGAUUGCCCAAACAUCACAUUUGCAAUGCCAAUAUGAUGCGUAACGGUGCAGAUUAUGCUGUCUUCAUUAAUACUGCACAAGAGUUUGAUGGGAGUGAUUCUGGAGCUCAACCUGAUGAGGCUGUAUCGUGGGGGAAAAUACGAGGUUCUGCUAAAACCGUAAAGGUGCAUUGUGAUGCAACGAUUGCAUUUCCUCUGCUGGUUGCAGAAACAUUUGCCAAGAAGACUACCAAAUUUGUUGCUUGAAUCAGUUUGUGGCAUGGUGAAGAUUGAUUGAACUAUUGUAAUAAUGGUGAGAAAGCUUUUAAAAGGGAUUAUGGACUAAAUGCGGGGGAGACAAGAUAAAAUGAAAGUUUAAACGGUAGCAAUGAUUUUUAGGAGAUGCUACAUUGACUUAGUUGUUUGAAUGAGACAUUAUUCCCCAAAACUUGAUGUUGACUUUGUUUUAAAACAGUGCUCGAGAUGACAGAGUAUGGGAAAUAUACACCUGGUGAUUUUUUUUUUUUUUAAAUUAUACUGUUGCUCGUUUUCAUGCUUGCUGUGAAAUAUGAUAAAAAGUCUAAUUUUUUUUUUUUUU
This is a messenger RNA of Ziziphus jujuba (common jujube), 1597 nucleotides long. Its product is annotated as deoxyhypusine synthase. Gene Ontology annotation, cellular component: cytoplasm. NCBI's taxonomy places the organism in Eukaryota, Viridiplantae, Streptophyta, Magnoliopsida, Rosales, Rhamnaceae. Gene Ontology annotation, molecular function: deoxyhypusine synthase activity. The coding region runs from base 175 to 1266 and encodes 363 amino acids. The transcript is spliced from 6 exons. The record is from RefSeq and is a predicted model, not a curated record. Gene Ontology annotation, biological process: peptidyl-hypusine biosynthetic process.